AUGCAGAAAACGCCGUCAGGAUGCGAAGAGAUACUGAAAAGCAGGACUGCGCUGUGGAUGUCAGCAGAUGGCCACAUGGUGCUAUACGCCACCUUCAAUGACAGUCUAGUGCACGAGCAGAAGUAUCCUUGGUAUGGUUCGGCGCUGGACACUGAUGAUCCAACAAAGACAUACCCGGAGAUUAGGAGCGUGCGGUACCCUAAGCCGGGCACCCACAAUCCAACGAUAACGCUCACAGUGGCGGACAUCGCUGAUCCGAAGCAUAUUCGCACGAGGCAUUUGACACCGCCUAAAGUCAUCCUUGAGGAAGGUGACUACUACUUUACGAGCGCGCAGUGGGUCUCUCUGACAGAAGUGUGUGUCGUCUGGCUUACUAGGAUGCAGAAUCUCUCCGUGGUAUCCGUCUGCAAGAGCCCUAUGUGGUAUUGUCAAGAGGUAUACCGGAUAUCAUCGGGCUCUGAGGGUUGGGUGGAAUCAGCUCCGUCUCCUCUCUGGUCAGCGGGAGGCGGUGCGCUGGUGACUCUGGCUCCAAUCAGAGACGGGCCCGCAGGACUAUUCCGUCAUAUUGUAAGAGCGGAGCACAAUGCACAUGGACCAAGAGCGCUGCCGUUAACGCAUGGAAGUUUCGACGUCGUGAAGUUACUGGCGUGGGAUCAUGCUAAUCAGCACAUAUACUACUUGGGCAUACCCGAAGGCAAACCAGGGCAACAGCAUUUGUACAGAGUGUCGUCGGAAGCGCCACGAGCUGGAUCGCCACAGAAGUUGCCUUAUUGUGUUACGUGUAAUUCCCAGCCGUCGCCGUCAAUAAACCUGGAGUAUUACGGCAGCCUGGCGUCCUCAGGCGAUAACGCUUGGGAUAGCGACUGGAUGGACGAGGAGAUGUCAACGUCGCCAGCGCCACAGAAAAAGAAAAAGAAGAAACAUCCAGACGGUCUUCCCCAGAACCUCCCAUGCCUGUUCCACGACGCACAUUUCAGUCCAUCAUCGGCGUACUUCGUGUUAGAGUGCCUCGGGCCGGGCGUACCCACUUCCAGCCUUUACAAGAUCGCUCUGCCCGAACCCAGAUUGCUGACACAUUUGCAGAACAAUACUGUUGUUAAGGAGCGGUUAUCAGCAAUAGCUUUGCCGACACCACGAACAUUUUCAGUACAGCUGUCCAGUGGGUACGCUGCCAGAGUAAGACUGCUACUGCCACCUGGGUUGAGAGAGGACGAGGUUACUAAAUAUCCUUUGGUGUUGAAAGUGCAUGGUGCACCAGGCACUCAGCUAGUAACAGAAGAAUGGUCUCUUGACUGGGGCUCAUUGGCCGCGGGGGCAGGGGCGGUGUUGGCGUCAGUGGACGCGCGGGGGGCGGGCGGCAGGGGAUUGGGAGCACAUCAUGCACUACAUCGGAGGUUGGGCACUGUGGAGUUGGCCGACCAAUUAGAAGUUGUCGAGUAUCUCCGAGACUCUCUGCACUUUAUAGACGCACGCCGCGUGGCCGUCUGGGGCCGAGCUCACGGAGGGUUUCUGGCAGCUUUGGCUCUGGCCAGUCCGCUGAACGUGUUUCAUUGCGGGAUUGCGCUUACGCCGAUUGUACGUUGGAGGUAUUAUGCUUCGGCCUACGCGGAGCGCUACAUGGGUUUCCCAAAUGCGACAAACAAUUACCGCGGCUACGCAGAGGCUGACGUCACGAAGCAGGCGUCUGCGUUGCACGACAAGAUGCUAUUGCUGGUGCACGGCACGGCCGAUGACAACGUGCAUGUGCAGCAGACCAUGGCACUCGCGAGGUCGCUAGCUGACCAGGGUAGCAUGUUUCGACAGCAGAAUAGAAUAAUCGAUGGGGACAAAGAGCUCUCAAGAGGCGACCGUAUACCGAAAGACGCACUAUAA
This is a messenger RNA of Hyposmocoma kahamanoa, 1872 nucleotides long. RefSeq names its product venom dipeptidyl peptidase 4 (gene Dpp10). NCBI's taxonomy places the organism in Eukaryota, Metazoa, Arthropoda, Insecta, Lepidoptera, Cosmopterigidae. Gene Ontology annotation, molecular function: serine-type peptidase activity; dipeptidyl-peptidase activity. Gene Ontology annotation, biological process: proteolysis. Bases 1 to 1872 code for a protein of 623 amino acids. The transcript has 13 exons. The record is from RefSeq and is a predicted model, not a curated record.